AUGAAGCCACAUCAGCAGAACGGCGGCCGUGUGACGUCAUCUGCCCCGCCCGUGAAAGCAGGGUUCCGUGCAGGAGGCGGCAAUAAGGCGCCGACCCAUCCUCUGAUGGCUGCAGUGCUGGCCCGUAGCCGGCAAAAAGAGCUUCCUGACGACGUCCCCGCCGUUGUUGUUAGUCGCGCCGAGGAUCCAUCUCCUGUUGACGACGCCGACAAUAACGGGAUGGGCACCAGCAGUGCCAUGGACGGCGGAGCAUCCGUGACGAUGCAUGACCAACAGCUGCUCUGUGUUGUGUCCGCCGACAAUGUCAGCUGCUGGACUAGCCCGGCAACCAGUAAUUCUGUGACGUCAUCAUCGUCGACGGCCAACUCGACAACAACACCCAUGUCGGCAAUACCUGCUACCGUGAUGUCUGCUGCUGGCGGGGCAAACAAUACUAAGCUGUCUUCCACGACCGGGGCUGCCAAACGUUUGUUGCCAUUCCCACCCCGGAAAACUGGCGUCUCCGAAAUGAAUCUGCUUCGACCAGUGGCACCUUCCAGUGGCAACACCCUCGGUGCGUUGAUUUGA
Molecule: messenger RNA, 567 nt
Organism: Notodromas monacha
Lineage: Eukaryota; Metazoa; Arthropoda; Ostracoda; Podocopida; Cyprididae
Source: the annotation of a GenBank genome assembly